Molecule: messenger RNA, 1390 nt
Organism: Plutella xylostella (diamondback moth)
Lineage: Eukaryota; Metazoa; Arthropoda; Insecta; Lepidoptera; Plutellidae
Biological process (GO): piRNA processing
Cellular component (GO): mitochondrion
Molecular function (GO): RNA endonuclease activity producing 5'-phosphomonoesters, hydrolytic mechanism
Source: RefSeq, a predicted model, not a curated record
CUAGGCGGUUUUUAAAAUAAAAUGAGUUAGUUAGAAGUACUUUAUUCUACCAUUUUUAUAUCAUAAAUCAUCAUAAAUCUUCGCUCAGCAAUCGCGUAUGUGUUUAUGAUAAGUUGAUAACUGAGCGGUGCACAUUUAAAGUAAUCAACAAGAGAGCGUUGAAGUUCUUUGACCUAACCCUGCCUUGUGGUCGUGUAAAUAUUUUGCAUUUAACAGUUUGUGAGAAUACACUGCAAUAUUGGUUAAGAGGGACACCGCCGUCGGAGCCAACAGCAUGGGUAUAAGAUCGCCGGUCCGGUAUUUUGCGAUAUUUCUGAGUGUCGCGUACUUAUCGCAAGUGGCAUACAAGUUUUUCUCACGAAGAAAACAAGAGGAUACUAAAAACGAAAUACACGAAGUUAUUAUAUUCUCUCCACUUACAUUAAUGCCGAAGAACAGUAAAUACAGCAGACACACUAUAACUCCACCAAUGGACAGACUAUUGCACUAUUUGAGCACACCACGAGAGACUUUGGACAUUUGUAUGUAUGUUUUUACAAGCCAGGAGAUAAUGAAUGCCAUAUUGAAAGUAAUAUACAGAGGAGUGAAAGUUCGUGUUAUAGUUGAUGCAGAUAUGGCCUUUGCCACCGGCUCCCAAGUGAGGAAACUGGAGAAGCAAGGUGUUCCAGUGCGUUGGAUGAAGUCAACGUCUCUGAUGCAUCAUAAGUUCUUUUUGGUGGAUGUGUUAUGUGAGCCUCCUUCAAGGGCUAUUCCUCUGCUGGCGACCGGUUCACUGAACUGGACUGCUCAAGCAAUGAACGGGAACUGGGAAGGUGUCACUGUCACAUCGGAGAAGGACUUGAUUGCUCCUUACAGAGAGGAGUUUGAACGACUCUGGGUGCAGUUUAAACCAAUUGUACCACAUUCUCCUCAAUAUACCAAUGUAGCUAGGCAAGCAAGCAAUAGAAAUUAAUACUGUAACAAAAGUAAAAAAAUAGCUAGGUAACAUUGUUGUAUUAUCCACAUUAUGAUAGCUGGAUCCACACCAGAUGCAACUGCUUGGAUUGUUAAUGUGGAUUCAGCUAUUUUAUCUUAAAUUUAUGUUGUUUUAGAAUCAACCCCAUGAGUUGAUGAUGAUGUUUUCAUAGUUUGUUAAGUUCAAAAGUAUUACAAGCUUUCUUUUCAAAAUAGUUAAUAUGUUAAAGAAGCCUGUGCACGUGGCCUUAAUGUCUAAAACUAAAAAAAAAUUGCUGAAUCUCACAUAGUGUAAGUGAUAACUUAUUUGAUUUUAUUCAUAGAAUAAGAAAAUAUAAGUGCUAAAAGUGCAUAACCAAAUUAUAAAUAAGUUCUAAAAGUAAGCUGUAAGUUAUAAUGACUGUUUUCCUACUUAAAUAUAAGUUAAUUUACAUUA